Strongylus vulgaris is the source of this 345-nucleotide messenger RNA. The record is from the annotation of a GenBank genome assembly. Lineage: Eukaryota; Metazoa; Nematoda; Chromadorea; Rhabditida; Strongylidae.
AUGGAUGAUGCUACGAAAUCGCGUUUGAAGGCAAUUCCAUUAUGCAAAACUAAAGCUGGGCCACGAGACGGAGAUUUAUGGAUCGAGCGAUUGAAGGAAGAAUACCAAGCGAUCAUCAAGUUCGUACAAAACAAUAAAGAGUCUGAUUCGGAUUGGUUUCGCCUUGAAUCAAACGCGGAUGGUACGAAAUGGUUUGGGAAGUGCUGGCACUAUCACAACAUGGUUAAGUACGAAUUCGACGUUGAAUUUGAUAUUCCUAUCACGUAUCCAGUUACUGCGCCUGAGAUAGCAUUACCAGAGCUAGACGGAAAAACUGCAAAGGUACAUGUUUCCAAUAUACUGUGA